Mytilus trossulus (common blue mussel) is the source of this 6373-nucleotide messenger RNA. Its product is annotated as casein kinase I. The record is from RefSeq and is a predicted model, not a curated record. Gene Ontology annotation, biological process: peptidyl-serine phosphorylation; signal transduction; negative regulation of canonical Wnt signaling pathway. The transcript has 8 exons. The coding region runs from base 159 to 1148 and encodes 329 amino acids. Gene Ontology annotation, molecular function: ATP binding; protein serine/threonine kinase activity. Gene Ontology annotation, cellular component: cytoplasm; nucleus. Lineage: Eukaryota; Metazoa; Mollusca; Bivalvia; Mytilida; Mytilidae.
CGCCAAAUCAGCUGAUUUAAAUUCUAUCCCAUAAUUCCAUUGCCUAGCUUUGUUAUGUACGACUUGAUCGUGUUACGACUGAGCAGCCACGAUCAUGACGAAUUUGGGAACUGAUUCAACACAAUGAAUUGAUAAACAAUCACCUCUGUAUCAAAGCUAUGGCGAGUGCUUCAAGUUCUUCAAAAGGGGAAUUUCAUGUUGGGGGGAAAUACCGUUUAGUGAGAAAAAUAGGAAGUGGAUCAUUUGGAGACAUUUACCUUGCUAUAAAUAUCGCAAAUGGAGAGGAAGUUGCAGUUAAACUGGAAUCUCAAAAGGCCAGACACCCACAGUUAAUUUAUGAAAGUAAAUUAUACAAAAUCUUACAAGGCGGGGUCGGAAUACCCCAUAUACGAUGGUGGGGACAAGAGAGAGAAUACAAUGUUCUUGUUAUGGACUUGUUAGGACCAAGUAUAGAAGAUCUCUUUAAUUUCUGCUCAAGAAAAUUUACCAUGAAAACAGUAUUAAUGCUUGCUGAUCAGAUGAUAAACAGAAUAGAAUAUGUUCAUAAUAAAAACUUCAUACACCGUGAUAUAAAGCCAGAUAAUUUUCUGAUGGGUAUUGGGCGUCACUGCAAUAAGGUUUUCUUAGUGGAUUAUGGUUUAGCCAAAAAGUACCGAGAUAGUCGAACAAGACAACACAUUCCCUACAGAGAGGACAAAAAUUUAACAGGCACAGCAAGAUAUGCUAGUAUAAACGCUCAUUUAGGUAUAGAACAAAGUCGACGUGACGAUAUGGAAUCACUGGGGUAUGUCCUGAUGUACUUCAACCGAGGAUCUCUCCCCUGGCAAGGUCUGAAGGUAAAUAAGGCAGCCACAAAGAAACAGAAAUAUGAAAAAAUCAGUGAGAAGAAAAUGUCAACACCAGUUGAAGUGCUAUGUAAGGGUUUCCCAGCAGAAUUUGCCAUGUAUUUGAAUUAUUGUCGAGGUUUGAGAUUUGAAGAAGCCCCAGAUUAUAUGUAUUUAAGACAGUUAUUUCGUAUUUUGUUCCGGACACUAAAUUAUCAGUAUGACUAUGUGUUUGAUUGGACUAUGCUCAAACAAAAAGCAGCUGCUGCUGGGACUGGGAUUGCAGCCACAUCACAGAAUGCCACUGCAGGUAAAGGGAGAUGAAGAAAUGGUUUGUGAUAAAAUGGGAUCAAGAUGCCAAAAUGUGCUACCACACAAUCACAGUGUGACACUGCCAUUUUAUAUAUCAAUCAAUACACCAAAAAUGUUUUAUGAAAUCAACAUUUAGAUAACAGAUCUCUUGUCAAGAGGAGUAUUCUUUUGUUAUCAAAAACUCCACCUUUUAUUUUUACUAUGUGUUCCAAUCUUUUGUCAUUGUCCUAGUAAGUGUGAAGGAUGUGUAUUGGUAAAGCUUAAUUUUUAGUGAUUAAUAUUUGUUUGUGUGAAUGCAGAGAUUUUGAUCACAAAGUAUUAAUGUGUAUUUUGUAUUCAUUCAUUUGUAUAGAGAUUGUGAUUUGUAAAAUGUGUAGUUGUUCUUUACAUACAUGUACAUGCACACGUAUAGUCACUUGUUAACAAUCUGGACAGUGUUUUGUUUGUAGGAAUGAAAUUGACAAUUGUUUUUUUCAUCUCAUCAGGAAUUGAAAUUAGUAGGUAAUUCUUAGGGUAAACAGAUUUAUUUUUAUCUAAAUCAUCUAGUAAUGUUCUCAGAAUUUAACUUUUUAUAUUUAGCUUAAUCAGUAGAACUUUUUUGUCCUCAUAUUUACAUGUAUACGACCACAAAAAAAUCUGAUGUCAUAUAUUGGUAUGACUUCGUUGUCCUCUAAAGACAGUUGGUUUUAGAACAAUAACUUUAGUAUAAGUAAAUAGAAAUCUAUGAAAUUCAAACACAAGGUUUAUGACCACAAAAAAAGGUUGGGAUUGAUUUUGGGAGUUUUGGUCCCAACAGUUUAGGAAUAAGGGAUCAAAAGGGUCCAAAAUUAAACUUUGUUUGAUUUCAUAAAAUUUGAAUUAUUAGGGUUCUUUGAGACCCCAAAUCUAACUUUUUAGUAUUGUGAUUCUCACAUUUUUAGCUCAUCUGGCCCGAAGGGCCAAGUGAGCUUUUCUCAUCACUUGGCGUCCGUCGUCGUAGUCGUCGUCGUCGUUAACUUUUACAAAAAUCUUCUCAAAAACUACUGGGCCAAAUUAAAUCAAACUUGGACACAAUCAUCAUUGGGGUAUCUAAUUUAAAAAAUGUGUGGCAUGACCCGCCAAACCAACCAAGAUGGCCGCCAUGGCUAAAAAUAGAACAUAGGGGUAAAAUGCAGUUUUUGGCUUAUAACUCAAAAACCAAACCUUUUAGAGCGAAUAUGAUGGAGUAAAAUUGUUUAUCAGGUCAAGAGCAAAUCUGACAUGGGGGUUAAAUUGUUAAUCAGGUCAAGAUCUAUCUGCCCUGAAAUUUUCAGAUGAAUCGGACAAAACGUUGUUGGGUUGCUGCUCCUGAAUUGGUAAUUUUAGGGACAUUUUGUCCGUUUUCGCUUAUUAUCUUGAAUAUUAUUGUAGAUAGAGAUAAACUGUAAACAGCAAUAAUGUUCAGCAAAGUAAGAUCUACAAAUAAGUCAACAUAACCAAAAUGGUCAGUUGACUCCUUUAGGAGUUAUUGCCCUUUAUAGUCAAUUUUUAACCAUUUUUCGUUAAUCUUAGUAAUCUUUUACAAAAAUCUUCUCCUCUACAACUCCCAGGCCAAAUUAAUCCAUACAAUCAUCAUAGGGGUAUCUAGUUUAAAAAAUGUGUGGCGUGACCCGUCAAACCAACCAAGAUGGACGCCAUGGCUAAAAAUAGAACAUAAGGGUAAAAUGCAGUUUUUGGCUUAUAACUCAUAAACCAAACGUUUUAGAGCGAAUAUGAUGGAGUAAAAUUGUUUAUCAGGUCAAGAUCUAUUUGCCCUGAAAUUUUCAGAUGAAUUGGACGACCCGUUGUUGGGUUGCCGCCCCUGAAUUGGUAAUUUUAGGGAAAUUUUGCUGUUUUUGGUUAUUAUCUUGAAUAUUAUUAUAGAUAGAGAUAAACUAUAAAUACCAAUAAUGUUCAGCAAAGUAAGAUCUACAAAUAAGUCAACAUAACCAAAAUGGUCAGUUGACCCCUUUAAGAGUUAUUGCCCUUUAUAUUGAUAUUUUUACCAUUUUUCGUUUAUCUUAGUAAUCUUUUACAAAAAUCUCCUCUGAAACUACCAGGCCAAAUUAAUCCAAACUUGACCACAAUCAUCUUUGGGGUAUUUAGUUUAAAAAAUGUGUGGCGUGACCCGGUCAACCAACCAAGAUGGCUGCCAUGGCUAAAAAUAGAACAUAGGGGUAAAAUGCAGUUUUGGGCUUAUAACUCAAAAACCAAAGCAUUUUGAGCAAAUCACACAAGGUUUAACUGUAUAUCAGAUCAAUUUCUAUCUUCCCUAAAUUUUUCAGAUGAAACAGAGAACCCGUUGUUGGGUUGCUGCCCCUGAAUUGGUAAUUGUAGGGAAAUUUUGAUGUUUUUGGUUAUUAUCUUGAAUAUUAUUAUAGAUAGAGAUAAACUGUAAACAGCAAUAAUGUUCAGUAAAGUAAGAUCUACAAAUAAGUCAACAUAACCAAAAUGGUCAGUUGACCCCUUUAGGAGUUAUUGCCCUUUAUAGUAAACUUUUAACAAUUUUCAUGAAAUUUGUAAAUUUUAACUAAUAUUUUCCACUGAAACUACUGGGCCAAGUUCAAUAUAGAUAGAAAUAAUUGUAAGCAGCAAGAAUGUUCAGUAAAAUAAGAUAUACAAACACUUCACCAUCACAAAAACACAAUUUUGUCAUGAAUCCAUCUGUGUCCUUUGUUUGAUAUUCACAUAGACCAAGAUGAGCGACACUCUUUAGAGUCUCUAGUUUUAAAAGUGAAAGAUUACGUUUUGAAUAUUUUCUUUGUAAAAUUGUGAAAUUGGGCACUUACCAGUAUCAGAACGGAGAGAAUUGUUAUCAUUUAUCAGUUUGGGAAACUUAGUUUUGUAAAGAAAUGAUAUUGUGUGUGUUUAUUUUUUUUAUGCAGAUGAGUGGGAUUUCCUAUAUGUGAUUAAGAACAAAAGAGUUUACACAAGGUUUCUUUGUUUAUUAUGAUUAUCAAUUAUCACCCACUAAUAAAAUGAUGAAAAACUGUAUCAAAUAAAUAAGGAAUAAACUAAUUUGUUGAAAACAGUAGCAUAUUUAAUAAUCAUCUCGGAUUAGUUAUUUUUCACACAUAAUCUUCUGAAACAUUUGAUUGCACAAAUUAAUGUUAAUGUGUUCAAAAAUUAAAAAAAUUAUAAGGACAUUCAGUACAUUAAAAACAAGUCUUCAAAAUGACUUGAAAGUUUAAAAAAAUACUAGAGUAAAUCUUAAAGCUGUGAAGUUGAUCAAAAAGUGAAAUAGUCAGCAUUAAUAAUUUUAACUUUAUAUUAGGUUAGCCAACAGUAAUUUGAAACUUUCCGAAUAGUACUAUAUGAAUGAUUGAUGAUGCCGUUUAAUCCUGUCUUUAUGAUCACACAUUCCUAAAAAUUAGUAUAAAGCUUCGUUAACUGUAUCAUGCAUUUACACAUUUGUUUAUUGAUGAAGUUACUGUUUACCUUAUACUUAUAGCAAGGGCAUCUUGUUCAAUUUGUCCUUUCAUACUUUUUUCACAAAUAAUUGACUUGUUUGCUUGAGUUUUCCCACAAAGAGAUGCAGACAAUAUUGCUUGUAAUUGUGAUUUUGUUGGAUUGCAAGUUCAAAUUUGAAAUUAUCUCAUCAGUACUCUGCUUUUAUUUUUUUAUUCAGCCUGAUUGAUUAUGAGUUUAUUUGUUGUAUAUAGUUUGACAUGAUAAUACAUUCAUUUAUUGUUGCUUCACUUAUGCAUAUUUUAUAGCACAUUACACAACAGUGGUUCUUUUUUCAUGUUCAUGCAUAAAAGUCAGUUUGUCAACGUCAAGGAAUGUAAUGUCAGUUACUUCUUGAAUUAUAUGGAAACUUUUUAAAUAAUCUUAUAUUUGGUCAAAAUUGUUUCUGGACCUGAUAAUUAACAACAUCAUUCAUGCGGAGCUUCUGGUUUUAAAAGCAGCCUUUUUUGUCAAAUAAUUCUCCUGAUCAUUUUGACAAUGAGAUGGGGAGAUUGCAACUUUUCUCAACCAUUUUUAUCAAAAUUGAUAAUAUUAAAUUGGACAUUUUUGAGUUAUUUCUUUUGUGGAGUUAGUUAUUAAGGAGAUACAUGAUAUCCUUUUCAAAAAUGAUUUUUUUUAAAGUAUCUGAACAAAAGGUGGUAAUGUUAACAUAAGUUAUUAAUGUAUAAGAAAAUUAUUAGUCCAGAAAUCCAGAAAUAUUAUGGCCUGUGUUUGUACAUGCUAGUCACAUUUUAAAGAUUUUAGAAGCAUGAUUUCUUGCAUUAAAUGUUUGGUUUGUUUUAUAAGAAAUUGCACUUUGAGUUACAGGCUGUUAUGUUGAAAAUGUAUAGAUAUUGAGAAUAUAUUAUGAGCAAUGUAUCAUAUUUGUGACAUGAGAAUUCAGUCAGUUUUUAUAUGACUGCAAAAACAAUUUGUGUUCGUAUAUUGGUAUUACGUUGUCGUUGUAAUUUUCUAAGACAUUUGGUUUACAGAUAAUAACUUCAGUAAAGGUAAAUAGAAAUCUAUGAAAUUUAAACACAAGUUUAAUAACCACAAAAAUAAGGUUGGGAUUGAUUUUGGAGGUUAUAGUUUUAACAAUUUGCAAAUUUCUAGCAGAUUCACCAGCGGAAAAAUAAUAUUCACUGCGCAACUGUGUGCUUGUAAAUGUAUAAUUUUGAUAAAAAAUUGUUUUGAUUUACAAUUGGUUUUGGUAAAUAAUUUCCAUUACAUACAUUCCUCUCGAAAUAUGGAAUAAAACAAUAAUUGUCUUUUGUUUUGUCAAAUAUGCGGUUUUGUUGACUUUUGAAAAACUGAUAUUCCCUUCAGCCGUUGGCUUCAGGGAAUAUCAGUUUUAAAAAAGUCAAUAAAACCACACAUAUACCUCAUCAAAAGACAGUAAUUAUAUAUUCUCCUUUGACUACAGAUAUUCUGUGUCAGAAACCUUGUAUGUGUCAAAUAUUUAAUUAAAAUCCAAAUUCAGACCUGUAUCAAGUGUGAAUAUUUACCAAACUGUUCAGUGUUGACCCUCUGCAGUCGUAUCAAGCUGCACUCAGUGAAGCAAUUAUUAAGUUUCUUAUAUAUGUGAUUUAAUAUGACUGCCAUGACAGUUUUUAUUCACAUUUUUGUAAAUUGAAUAAAUCAGGCUUUGUAUUUUAUAAAAUCUAAUGUUGUCUUAAAGGGAACAAAAAGACUUUUACCAUUUAUUUAAAAAAAAAUCACUAAUUUAUUAUAUCCUCUGUUUUGUUUGCCAUUUUAUGAACUGUAAAGUUCAGAAUAAAAUGAUUUUUAAUGAU